Messenger RNA from Oncorhynchus masou masou (cherry salmon), 15072 nucleotides. Its product is annotated as mucin-2-like. Bases 80 to 5854 code for a protein of 1924 amino acids. The transcript has 7 exons. Gene Ontology annotation, cellular component: membrane. Lineage: Eukaryota; Metazoa; Chordata; Actinopteri; Salmoniformes; Salmonidae. The record is from RefSeq and is a predicted model, not a curated record.
GUAUAUCACGUCCUUGAAACAGUUCAAUUCAACACUCGUCUAGCUGAAGUUAAAUCAACCCGAUCUGCUAUACAGGGAAAUGAUGGGUUUUCUCUGCCUUCUCCUCUCUCUGACUGCUUUACAAGUGGAGGCUUUCAGUGGGGGAGGAUCUUCCAUUGCUUCUCAGUGUGGCUCAAUGCUACCUGGUAAUAGUUUUCAUGGCAGCACAGGGCAGAGCUCUUCCUCACCAUACACUGUCACUGUCAACCAGACCACCUACCAGCCAGGAGACACCAUCCAAGUGACUCUGUCAGGAACCUUCACCUAUAAAGGGUUUCUUCUGGAGGCCCAUGAGGAAGGACAGAACAAGGCUGUGGGAACGUUCUCUCUCGGCAGUGGGACUGGAAUCAUUCUUGUGCCUUGCAAUGGGAUUGCAGCCUCUGGGGUGAGUCAAAGCAACAAUCAACCUAGAUCAUCAGUAACAGUCACCUGGACAGCACCAUCCUCAUCCUCAUUGGGCAACAUCGUAGUCAAGUCAACAUUUAUGAAGACCUCCAGUGUAUUUUGGAUUGCAGUGCCUAGCGUGACAGUUAACCGACUGUCCUCAGUUGUCAACACCACAAGUGCUCCUACUACAACUACAGCUCCUAAUACAACAACUACUGCUCCUACGACAACAACUACAACUCCUACUACAACAACUACAGCUCCUACUACAACAACUACAGCUCCCAUGACAACAACUACCGCUCCAACUAAAACAACUACUGCUCCUACUACAACCACUACAGCUCCUACUACAACAACUACUGCUUCUACUAAAACAACUACUGCUCCUACUACAAAAGCUACAGCUCCUACUACAACAGCUACAGCUCCAAAUACAAUAACUACAGCUCCUACUACAACAACUACUGCUCCGAAAACAAAAGAUUCUGCUACAACAACUACUGCUUCUACUAAAACAACUACAGCUCCGAAUACAACAACAACUACUGCUCCUAAUACAACAAUUACAGCUCCUAAUACAACAAUUACAGCUCCUAAUACAACAACAACAGCUCCUACUACAACUACUGCUCCUACUAAAACAUCUACUGCUCCGACUACAACAACUACAGCUCCUACUAAAACACCUACAGCUCCUACUAAAACAACUACUGCUCCUACUACAACAACUACAAAUCCUACUACAACAACUACAGCUCUGACAACAACAAAUACAUCUCCUACGACAACAACUACUGCUCCUACUACAACAACUACAACUCCUACGACAACAACUACAGCUCCUAGAACAACAACUACAGCUCCUACGACAACAACUACAACAACAACUACAACUCCUACUACAACAACUACAACUCCGACUACAACAACUACAUCUCCUAGAACAACAAAUACAUCUCCUACGACAACAACUACUGCUCCUACUACAACAACUACAACAACAACUACAACUCCUACUACAACAACUACAACACCGACUACAACAACUACAUCUCCUAGAACAACAACUACAGCUCCUACGACAACAACUACAGCUCCUACGACAACAACUACAACUCCUACUACAACAACUACAGCUCCCACGACAACAACUACUGCUCCAACUAAAACAACUACUGCUCAUACUACAACAGCUACAGCUCCUACUACAACAACUACUGCUUCUACUAAAACAACUACUGAUCCGACUACAACAACUACAGCUCCUACUAAAACAACUACUGCUCCUACUACAACAACUACAGCUCCUACGACAACAACUACAACUCCUACUACAACAACUACAGCUACUACUACAACAACUACAGCUCCCAUGACAACAACUACCGCUCCAACUAAAACAACUACUGCUCAUACUACAACCACUACAGCUCCUACUACAACAACUACUGCUAUUACUAAAUCAACUACUGCUCCGACUACAACAACUACAGCUCCUACUAAAACAACUACAGCUCCUACUACAACAACUACUGCUCCUACGACAACAACUACAACUCCUACUACAACAACUACAGCUCCUACUACAACAACUAGAGCUCCUACGACAACAACUACUGCUCCUUCUACAAAAGCUACAGCUCCUACUACAACAACUACAGCUCCUACUACAACAACUGCAGCUCCUACUACAACAACUACAGCUCCUACUAAAACACCUACAGCUCCUACUAAAACAACUACUGAUCCUACUACAACAACUACAAAUCCUACUACACCAACUACAGCUCCGACAACAACAACUACAUCUCCUACGACAACAACUACAACUCCUACAACAACAACUACUGCUCCUACUACAACAACUACUGCUACUACGACAUCAACUACAACUCCUACUACAACAACUACAGCUCCUACUACAACAACUACAGCUCCCACGACAACAACUACUGCUCCAACUAGAACAACUACUGCUCUUACUACAACCACUACAGCUCCUACUACAACAACUACUGCUUCUACUAAAACAACUACUGCUCCGACUACAACCACUACAGCUCCUACUAAAACAACUACUGCUCCUACUACAACAACUACUGCUCCUAUGACAACAACUACAACUCCUACUACAACAACUACAGCUCCUACUACAACAACUACAGCUCCCACGACAACAACUACUGCUCAAACUAAAACAACUACUGCUCCUACUACAGCCACUACAGCUCCUACUACAACAACUACUGCUUCUACUAAAACAACUACUGCUCCUACUACAAAAGCUACAGCUCCUACUACAACAACUACAGCUCCAAAUACAAUAACUACAGCUCCUACUACAACAACUACUGCUCCUAAAACAAAAGAUUCUGCUACAACAACUACUGCUUCUACUAAAACAACCACAGCUCCGAAUACAACAACAACUACUGCUCCUAAUACAACAAUUACAGCUCCUAAUACAACAAUUACAGCUCCUAAUACAACAACAACAGCUCCUACUACAACUACUGCUCCUACUAAAACAUCUACUGCUCAGACUACAACAACUACAACUCCUACUAAAACACCUACAGCUCCUACUAAAACAACUACUGCUCCUACUACAACAACUACAAAUCCUACUACAACAACUACAGCUCUGACAACAACAAAUACAUCUCCUACGACAACAACUACUGCUCCUACUACAACAACAACAACUCCUACGACAACAACUACAGCUCCUAGAACAACAACUACAGCUCCUACGACAACAACUACAACAACAACUACAACUCCUACUACAACAACUACAACUCCGACUACAACAACUACAUCUCCUAGAACAACAAAUACAUCUCCUACGACAACAACUACUGCUCCUACUACAACAACUACAACAACAACUACAACUCCUACUACAACAACUACAACACCGACUACAACAACUACAUCUCCUAGAACAACAACUACAGCUCCUACGACAACAACUACAGCUCCUACGACAACAACUACAACUCCUACUACAACAACUACAGCUCCCACGACAACAACUACUGCUCCAACUAAAACAACUACUGCUCAUACUACAACAGCUACAGCUCCUACUACAACAACUACUGCUUCUACUAAAACAACUACUGAUCCGACUACAACAACUACAGCUCCUACUAAAACAACUACUGCUCCUACUACAACAACUACAGCUCCUACGACAACAACUACAACUCCUACUACAACAACUACAGCUCCUACUACAACAACUACAGCUCCCAUGACAACAACUACCGCUCCAACUAAAACAACUACUGCUCAUACUACAACCACUACAGCUCCUACUACAACAACUACUGCUAUUACUAAAACAACUACUGCUCCGACUACAACAACUACAGCUCCUACUAAAACAACUACAGCUCCUACUACAACAACUACUGCUCCUACGACAACAACUACAACUCCUACUACAACAACUACAGCUCCUACUACAACAACUAGAGCUCCUACGACAACAACUACUGCUCCUUCUACAAAAGCUACAGCUCCUACUACAACAACUACAGCUCCUACUACAACAACUGCAGCUCCUACUACAACAACUACAGCUCCUACUAAAACACCUACAGCUCCUACUAAAACAACUACUGAUCCUACUACAACAACUACAAAUCCUACUACACCAACUACAGCUCCGACAACAACAACUACAUCUCCUACGACAACAACUACAACUCCUACGACAACAACUACUGCUCCUACUACAACAACUACAACUCCUACGACAACAACUACAACUCCUACUACAACAACUACAACUCCGACUACAAGAACUACAGCUCCUAGAACAACAACUACAGCUCCUACAACAACAACUACAGCUCCUACGACAACAACUACAGCUCCUACGACAACAACUACUGCUCUUACUAAAACAACUACUGCUCCUACUACAACAACUACUGCUACUACGACAUCAACUACAACUCCUACUACAACAACUACAGCUCCUACUACAACAACUACAGCUCCCACGACAACAACUACUGCUCCAACUAGAACAACUACUGCUCUUACUACAACCACUACAGCUCCUACUACAACAACUACUGCUUCUACUAAAACAACUACUGCUCCGACUACAACCACUACAGCUCCUACUAAAACAACUACUGCUCCUACUACAACAACUACUGCUCCUAUGACAACAACUACAACUCCUACUACAACAACUACAGCUCCUACUACAACAACUACAGCUCCCACGACAACAACUACUGCUCAAACUAAAACAUCUACUGCUCCUACUACAGCCACUACAGCUCCUACUACAACAACUACUGCUUCUACUAAAACAACUACUGCUCCUACUACAAAAGCUACAGCUCCUACUACAACAACUACAGCUCCAAAUACAAUAACUACAGCUCCUACAACAACAACUACUGCUCCUAAAACAAAAGAUUCUGCUACAACAACUACUGCUUCUACUAAAACAACCACAGCUCCGAAUACAACAACAACUACUGCUCCUAAUACAACAAUUACAGCUCCUAAUACAACAAUUACAGCUCCUAAUACAACAACAACAGCUCCUACUACAACUACUGCUCCUACUAAAACAUCUACUGCUCCGACUACAACAACUACAACUCCUACUAAAACACCUACAGCUCCUACUAAAACAACUACUGCUCCUACCUCAACAACUACAAAUCCUACUACAACAACUACAGCUCUGACAACAACAAAUACAUCUCCUACGACAACAACUACUGCUCCGACUACAACAACUACAGCUCCUACUAAAACAACUACUGCUCCUACUACAACAACUACUGCUCCUACUACAACAACUACAACUCCGACUACAACAACUACAGCUCCUAGAACAACAACUACAGCUCCUACGACAACAACUACAGCUCCUACUAAAACAACUACUGCUCCUAAUACAACAAUUACAGCUCCAAAUACAACAACUACAGCUCCUACUACAACAACUACAGCUCCUACGACAACAACUACUACUCCAACUAAAACAACUACUCCUCCUACUACAACCACUACAGCUCCUACUCCAACAACUACUGCUUCUACUAAAACAACUACUGCUUCUACUACAACAACUACAGAUCCUACUACAACAACUACAGCUCCUACUACAACAAAUACAGCUCCUAAUAAAACAACUACAGCUCCUAAUAAAACAACUACAGGUCCUAAUAAAACAACUACAGCUCCUAAUACAACAACAAAUACAGCUCCGAAUACAACAACUACAGCUCCUAAUACAACAACUACUGCUCUGAAUACAACAACUACACCUCUUAAAACAACAACUACACCUCUUAAGACAACAACUACACCUCUUAAAACAACAACUACACCUCUUAAAACAACAACUACUGCUCCUAAUACAACAACAACUACACCUUCCUAAUACAACAACUACAGCUCCUACUACAACAACUACAACUCCGACUACAACAACUACAGCUCCUAGAACAACAACUACAGCUCCUACGACAACAACUACAGCUCCUACGACAACAACUACUGCUAUAACUAAAACAACUACUGCUCCGACUACAACAACUACAGCUCCUACUAAAACAACUACUGCUCCUACUACAACAACUACUGCUCCUACGACAACAACUACAACUCCUACUACAACAACUACAGCUCAUACUACAACAACUACAGCUCCUACGACAACAACUACUGCUCCAACUACAAAAGCUACAGCUCCUACUACAACAACUACAGCUCCUACUACAACAACUACAGCUCCUAAUACAACAACGACAGUUCCUAAAACAAAAACUUCUACGACAACAGGAACUUCUACUAAUACAACAACUACUGCUCCAACUAAAACAACCACAGCUCCAAAUACAACAACUACAGCUACUCCUACAACAACCACAGCUCCAAAUACAAUAACUACAGCUUCUACUAAAACAACUACUGCUCCUAAUACAACAAUUACAGCUCCAAAUACAACAACUACAGCUCCUACUACAACAACUACAGCUCCUACGACAACAUCUACUACUCCAACUAAAACAACUACUCCUCCUACUACAACCACUACAGCUCCUACUCCAACAACUACUGCUUCUACUAAAACAACUACUGCUUCUACUACAACAACUACAGAUCCUACUACAACAACUACAGCUCCUACUACAACAAAUACAGCUCCUAAUAAAACAACUACAGCUCCUAAUAAAACAACUACAGGUCCUAAUAAAACAACUACAGCUCCUAAUACAACAACAAAUACAGCUCCGAAUACAACAACUACAGCUCCUAAUACAAAAACUACUGCUCUGAAUACAACAACUACACCACUUAAAACAACAACUACACCUCUUAAGACAACAACUACACCUCUUAAAACAACAACUACACCUCUUAAAACAACAACUACUGCUCCUAAUACAACAACAACUACACCUUCCUAAUACAACAACUACAGCUCCUACUACAACAACUACAGCUCCUACUACAACAACUACAGCUCCUACUACAACAACUACAGCUCCUAAAACAACAACUACUGCCCCUACUACAACAACAACUACUGCUCCUACUACAACAACUACAACUCCUACGACAACAACUACUGCUCCUACUACAACAACUACAACUCCUACUACAACAACUACAGCUCCUACUACAACAACUACAGCUCCUAGAACAACAACUACAGCUCCUACGACAACAACUACAGCUCCUACGACAACAACUACUGCUCUUACUAAAACAACUACUGCUCCUACUACAACCACUACAGCUCCUACUACAACAACUACUGCUCCUACUAAAACAACUACUGCUCCUAAUACAACAACUACAGCUCCUACUACAACAACUACAGCUCCUACGACAACAACUGCAGCUCCUAAUAAAACAACUACAGCUCCUAAUAAAACUACCGCUCCUCAUACAACAACAACUACUACUCCGAAUAAAACAACAAUUACAGCUCCUAAAACAACAACUACUGCUCCUAAACAACAACAACCACAGCUCCUAAAACAACAACUACAGUUCCCAAUACAACAACAACUACAGCUCCUAAUACAACAACUACAGUUACUAAAACAAACACUUCUGCGACAACAGGUACUGAUACUAAUACAACAACUACUGCUCCUACUGAAACAACUACAGCUCCUAAUACAAUAACUACAGCUCCUACUACUACAACUAAUGCUCCUAAAACAAAAGAUUCUGCUACAAGUACUGCUUCUACUAAAACAACUACAUCUCCUAAUACAACAACAACUACUGCUCAUAAUACAACAAUUACAGCUCCUAAUACAACAAUUACAGCUCCUAAUACAAUAACUACAGCUCCUACUACAACAACUACUGCUCCUACUAAAUCAACUACUGCUCCUACUACAACAACUACAGAUCCUACUACAACAACUACAGUUCCUAAAACAAAAACUUCUGCUACAACAGGAACUUCUACUAAUACAACAACUACAGCUCCUACUAAGACAAUACCAGAUCAUAGUCUAACAACAACUACAGCUCCUACUACAACAACUACAUCUUCUACUACAACAACUACAGCUCCUAAUAAAACAACUUCAGCUCCUAAUAAAACAACCACAGCUCCUAAUAAAACAACCACAGAUCCUAAAACAACAAUUACACCUCCUAAUACAACAACUUCAGUUCCAAAAACAAAAACUUCUACUACAACAACUACUGCUCCUACAUAAACAACUACAUCAACCUAAUACAACAAUAACUACAACUCCUAAUACAACAACAACUACAGCUCCGAAAACAACAACUACAGCUCCUCAUACAACAACUACUGCUCCGAAUACAACAAAUACACCUCUUAAAACAACAACUACUGCUACUAACAAAACAACUACUGCUCCUAAUAAAACAACUACAGCUCCAAAUACAACAAUAACCACAGCUCCUAAUACAACAACUACACCUCCUAAUACAACAAUUACACCUCCUAAUACAACAACUACAGUUCCUACUUCAACAACUACAGCUCUUAAUACAACAACUACAGCUCCUACUACAACAACAGCUCCUACUACAACAACUCUAGCUCCUACUACAAUAACUACAGCUCCUACUACAAUAACUACAGCUCCUACUACAAUAACUACAGCUCCUACUACAACAACUACUGCUCCUACUACAACAACUACUGCUCCUACUACAAAAACUACAGCUCCUACUACAAAAACUACAGCUCCUACUACAACUACAGCUACUAUUACAACAACAACUACAGGUCAUACUGCAACAACUACUGCUCCUACUACAACAACUACAGCUCCUACUACAACAACUACAGGUGCUAAUACAAAACUACAGCUCCUAAUACAACAACUACAGCUCCUACUAAAACAAAUACAGCUCAUAAUACAACAACUACCGCUCCUAAUACAAUAACUACAGUUUCUAAAACAACAACAUACAGCUUCUAAAACAACAACUGCACCUCCUAAUACAACAACUACAGUUUCUAAAACAAAAACUUAUGCUACAACAAGUACUGCUACUACUCCAACAACUACUGCUCCUACUAAAACAACUACAGCUCCUACUACAACAACUAUGGCUCUUACUGCUACAUCUGCUACUCCUACUACUAUGACUCCUAAUACAUCAACAAUCAACAAUUCAAUCUACAAUCUGCUGCUACUGUUCUACCUCCUCUUGCACUUUUGGUAAUGUCCUCAGACACAUUUGUGCAAGUGUAGAUACAGAAUUAUUAUUAUUAUUAUUAUUAUUUAUUUUUUUGGAAAGGUUUUAUUGGUACAAUUCCUUUAAAAACAGCUCAUACAUUUUUUACAUCAUUUAUACACAUAAAAACGGCAAAAAAGCAUAAAACACAGCAUUUGAAAGUUACAUUUAAAUUUGUUAAAAAGUACAUGUUGUUAAAACCAAUGAAAACAACUAUGAAUAAAAGUACUUUCCUUGUAAAAACAUCAAAUCUGUAAAGGCCAUUUAAAAUGUGUACUAAUGAUCUAACAAAGGUAAAACAUUUUUAAGACAUGAAAAAUAUGUUAAAAAGCCACUUUGUUAAAAGGCUGUCUUCAGUCCCUUGUACAGGAGCGGGGUGAGUCUUUAUCAAGCUCACCUCAUCCUGCUCUUCUGAAUGGAUCAUCUUCCCGUCCUUUGGGGCCCAGAGGGGAUCCCUCCCCUAGGCGCAUCGCCCUAGGCGCUGCAGCGCUGUCAGGCCGUGGCCGCCGGGACCUAGGGUGUUGUGGGGGACCCUUCGCUUGGGGUCGAGGCCCCCUUUCUUCCCAGGGCUUCCGUGGCUACCAUGGCCACUGCCUGGGGGGUGGUCUCUACGUUUUUCGCUACCAGCAGGUUACGGGAGGACCACAGUGCUUCCUUCAGGCACGUGAGGGUGGGCCAGAGCUUGGUGAAGGUCUUCGAUGGAAUGGGCCUUCGGUCCACCCCAUACAGCACGAGCUGAGGUGUUAGGUCCUCCCCUGCUGGCAGACACGAGGUGAUCAGGGGGCCUGCUUCCUUCCACAGGUCCCUGGCGGCUCUGCACUCCCAGAGCAUGUGCCUCACCGACUCUUCUUGGCCGCAGCCUGGUCGGGGGCACGCGGAUAUCCUCGCCAUGCCCCGUGAGUGCAUAACGGCCCUGACCGGGAGGAUCUCGUGGGCGACCAUCCAGGACAGGUCCCGAUUCAGGAGAGCAGGAUGGGCCACGUUGCGCCAAACCGUUGUGGGCUCACCUAUAGCGAGCCCGCGCACUGGACAUACUGGUUCCCGAUCCUGCACAAGAGAGAGAAGAGAGCGGUGUUUUGUUAAAACCGUGACUGUUUCUUUUUCCAGUUUAAAAUGUCUUAAAAACUUCUGGAGCUGGACGUAGUGCGUGGGUAGCAGGAAAGAGACUGGGGCUCGCAGGUCGACUGGGAUCAGCCUCAGGGUCCUGAGGUAAGAUCCCAGCCAGAACCGUGCGAGGGCCUGAGUCUUAUUAUUGUACUAUUUUUAACUCCAUUUAGCUGGCACUGUUGAGUAUAGUGCUAUUCCAGAUUGGCUGGUGUGGUCUCUUGUAGUUCAACAGUCGAUUUUCACAGCGGUUUUUAAACCUGAUCAUUAUGAUCCAUUACAGCACGCAUAACAAAGUACUUAAUACAAAUCUAGACAUGUUCUUCUCUUUCUACAGAAAUGCUAACAACAUUUGUGUAAGGUAACAAAAAGUCUAAAACAUUGAAUUACCCACAAUCCUCUAAUGUCACAUGACAAGUUAUUGAGAAAACCUGUCUGAAAAUUAAGUCACUUUAAAACCUUUUCCAUGUCAGGUCCCCUAAAUAAGGGUCUAGUAGCAGUUCUGGACCCUUUCCGAACAACCAACAGUUUUGUGAGCAUAGCGAUCUGUGAACAAUGAUAUGACAUGUAAACUUUGGCAUACAGUCAGUUGUGUGAAAUAAGAUUGAUACUAAGUUGCACGCAAUUUGUGCAGGGGGGUGUUUGACAGAUGCAAGCAACAAAACAUUUGAGCAGAAUGCUUCAUGUGACAUUGGCUUUAUGCUCAGUGCAAAAACUGAGUCUCCCCAUGUAGUUGUUGCUGCCUGCGGGAAGCUGAGAGCGAGAGUGUGAAAUUGGAUCCUGCAUUUGCAUAAUAUGUGACGUGUCACAUUUUUGGGCCUAUCCAGACAAAGAGUAGAUAUCCUCUGGCUAUGAGCAUCGGAGCUCCACUUGUGAUCAGGCAUAUGUAAGGGAAGAGCCUAGAGAAUGCAACAAAAUCAAUCUCGGAUUUACAGCUCUCAACAUUCAAUUUGUAGAAUUUAAACAUGACCAAAUUCGCUUUGUCACAAAGGGACAAAAUGUUGCGCUUAAAGCCAAGGUUGUAACGAGUCCGCAUGUAUUUGAAUCGUGUCUCUGUGUCACUGAGGACGCAGGACAGAAUGUUCUCUGUAAUCAGCAGUAUGAAAUGGUGCCAUAGAGUAGAAUCAUUUUUAUUUGACAGUUGUAAGAAAAGUGCAAUUAUAUAGUAAGUUGUUUAGAAUUUGAUUGCUACUAUAUUUAGAGGACAUUUACAUGAUUUCAAGCCCUAUUCACCCACUUUUGUUGAAUAUGAAAAUGAAUUAAUAUGAUAUGUAUUAUUUUCAUAUUCCUUGUACUAUGUAAUUGAGCUUGUGUCCUCAAAAGUGAGUAUAGUACACCUCAGCUAUUUAUAUACAAUCGGUACAAAAAGGUGAGCGCUUUAUCUUUUUUUGUAGUACAGUUGAAGUCAGAAGUUUACAGACACUUAUGUUGGAGUCAUUAAAACUCCUUUUUCAGCCACUCCACACAUGUCUUGUUAACAAACUAUAGUUUUGGCAAGUCUGUUAGGACAUCUACUUUGUGCAUGACACAAGUCAUUUUUCCAGCAAUUGUUAACAGACAGAUUAUUUCACUUAUAAUUCACUGUGUCACAAUUCCAGUGGGUCAGAAGUUUACAUACACUAAUUUGACUGUGCCUUUAAACAGCUUGGAAAAUUCCAGAAAAUGAUGUCAUGGCGUUAGAAGCUUCUGAUAGGCAAAUUGACAUCAUUUGAGUCAAUUGGAGGUGUAACCGUGGAUGUAUUUCAAGACCUACCUUCAAACUCAGUGCCUCUUUGCUUGACAUCAUGGGAAAAUCAAAAGAAAUCAGUCAAGACCUCAGGAAAAAAAUUGUAGACCUCCACAAGUCUGGUUCAUCCUUGGGAGCAAUUUCCAAACGCCUGAAGGUACCAUGUUCAUCUGUACAAACAAUAGUACGCAAGUAUAAACACCAUGGGACCAUGCAGCUGUCAUACCAUUCAGGACGGAGACACGUUCUGUCUCCUAGAGAUAAACGUACUUUGGUGCGAAACGUGCAAAUCAAUCCCAGAACAACAGCAAAGGACCUUGUGAAGAUGCUGGAGGAAACAGGCACAAAAGUAUCUAUAUCCACAGUAAAACGAGUCCUACAUCAACAUAACCUGAAAGGCCGCUCAGCAAGGAAGAAGCCACUGCUCCAAAACCGCAAUAAAAAAGCAAGACUAUGGUUUGCAACUGCACAUGGGUACUUUUUGGAGACAUGUUCUCCGGUCUGAUGAAACAAAAAUAGAACUGUUUAGCCAUAAUGACCAUUGUUGUGUUUGGAGGAAAAAGGGGGAGGCUUGCAAGCCGAAGAAAACCAUCCCAACCGUGAAGCACGGCGGUGGCAGCAUCAUGUUGUGAGGGUGCUUUGCUGCAGGAGGGCCUGAUGCACUUCACAAAAUAGAUGGCAUCAUGAGGGAGGACAAUUAUGUGGAUUUAUUGAAGCAACAUCUCAAGACAUCAGUCGGGAAGUUAAAGCUUGGUCGCAAAUGGGUUUUCCAAAUGGACAAUGACCUUAAGGACAACAAAGUUAAGGUAUUGGAGUGGCCAUCACAAAGCCUUGACCUCAAUCCUAUAGAACAUUUGUAGGCAGAACUGAAAAAGCGUGUGCGAGCAAGGAGGCCGACAAACCUGACUCAGUUACACCAGUUCUGUCAGGAGUAAUGUGCCAAAAUCCCCCCAAGUUAUUGUGGGAAGCUUGUGGAAGGAUACCCAAAACAUUUGACCCAAGUUAAACAAUUUAAAGGCAAUGCUAUCAAAUACUAAUUGAGUGUAUGUAAACUUCUGACCCAUUGGGAAGGUGACGAAAGAAAUAAAAGCUGAAAUAAAUCAUUCUCUCUAUUAUUCUUCUGACAUUUCACAUUCUUUAAAUAAAGUGGUGAUCCUAACUGACCUAAGACAGGGAAUAUUUGCUAGGAUUAAAUGUCAGGAAUUGUGAAAAACUGAGUUUAAAUGUACUUGGUUAAGGUGUAUGUAAUCUUCCGACUUCAACUGUAUGUAUCAUUACUAGUUAUUUUUUUUAAGGCCCUCAUGAUGAAUACAUUUUCUUUUUAGAUGAUAUUUAACAGGUUUUUCAAACAUAAUUUAUCUUGUAGUUGUGUUUAGAAAUGUAUCUAUGACCACUUUCUUUAUGGGUGUGAUUGUCAGUGGUACAGCAGUUAGCCAGCUCUUGGCCGGCCUAAUCAGAUCAUGCAUUUGUGAUUGGUGAGUUUGCUGUAGCAUCAUAUGCCCAAUCACAAAACCUUUGCGCCCUGCUAAUCAGGGUGGAACUACACCGGCGCAGGAUUUCCUUUGUCAGCUCCUGGUCAGCCGUCAACCUUUUAUAAAUCAGAUACUUAGACAAUACAGGAAGCUUUCCAUUCAUCACCAAAACAUACUUCAUUAAUUACAACAACAAAAUCUGAUGAACCUGCUGAUGUUAAACAUUGUUGAUCUUUUUUCAGUCCAAUGAGUCAACGAUUGUUGUGUAUGAAAAUGGAACAUUUACAGUUCAACACGCCUUGUACAAUGGAACUGCAUUUAUCAACAAAACACAAGUGGAAGUGACGUACAAAGAACUUGCUUAUGAUCCUAAUAUAAAAAUAAUCCAAUUGAACUUCAUCAUCCCUGAUCAUUUGGCUCCACUUUUGCUCCAAAACUUGAAUUUAAGGCCUAACGUGUUCUGUGUCCGAGGAUCUGUUGAGGAUAAUGGUGAUCUUGGCUCUCCCUCCAUCAAACUUUUGACAGGCCUCUCCAGUCAGGUUUCAUCAAGCUGUAGGAAACCCCUUUUUCACGGUGAGUGAAGUCGACUUUUGGUCAUUUCACUCAAUAUGGUCAUUGUACACUGUGGUCAUUGUGGACUGGGGUCAUUGUACACUGUGGUCAUUGUGGACUGGGGUCAUUGUACACUGUGGUCAAGUUCUGCCGAACUUCCAAAGGAGAACUUUACAUCCAAGUUUAACAUUUUAUUGAUUUGGCUAUUUUUGUUCAAUAUAUAUAUAUAUACUGUAGUCAGGCAUAUUUAUGCAACUGUGUAUAUCUUUUCUCCUGUCAAUUAUGUUUUGUUUAGUGUUUAUUUGUUUCAUUUAUUUUUUAUUUGUUGAAAUGUACAUAGCAUACAGUGUAAAACUAUUCAAAUAUACCAACCCAAUCUCUUUAUAUUCUUAUCAAUGCUAAUGUAAAUUAAUGUUUUUGUGUCCUGAUAAGAUGAGUCAUUCGGACGUUUUACAGAUGUAAUGUAUCUGAUACUGAAGGCCUUUUGCUCCACUAGGGGUUGAAAGGAACAAGUUCUUCAAAUAUUUGAUAUGGGAGAGCCUCUAGAGCAAGAGAAGUUAAGAAAUAUAUACUCUUAUGCAAGAACACUGUCCAUAUAUAUUUUGUACAUAAUUUCUUCUCCCGUACCAUAUAAUUUUGUAUUUCUUUGGCUGUGUUUACACAGACAGCCCAAUUCUGAUCUUAUGUUAUUAAUUGGUCUUUUGACCUAUCAGAUCAGCUUUAAAAAAUAGCUGAUGUGAAAACAUCUGAUGUGAUGGGUCGAAAGACCAUUUAGUGGAAAAAAAUUCACAAUUGGGCAUCCUGUGGAAACGCAUACUUUGUGAUGAUAAGACAUUUACAGGUCGACCAGAGAAGCCACAUCCCUGAUUGGCAGAUGAAUUGCAACGCUGAUUAGAAGCACCUGCUACUCACUGCUAACUCACCUGUCUACCUUAUAAUAAAUACUGUUUCUUAUUGUAAAAGUUGUGAACCUACACACUGUAGAAGGCUGUUCAGCCAAAUCAUAUGUGGAUGCUAUCCUGAUGUAGUAAAAAUAAUAACAAUAAAUCAAAAAUUAACUAA